Spirodela intermedia is the source of this 6548-nucleotide messenger RNA. The record is from the annotation of a GenBank genome assembly. Lineage: Eukaryota; Viridiplantae; Streptophyta; Magnoliopsida; Alismatales; Araceae.
AUGGGGAGGGGCAAGUUCAAGGGCAAGCCGACCGGCCGCAGGCAGUUUUCCACGCCAGAGGAAAUGCGUAAGCAGUCCCUUGUUUUUCCUCUGUUACGAUGUCGUUUUUCUCUGUUUCUUCUCGCGUUUUGGUCUUGAUACUAUCACUUCUUUGGUCUCGUCUGGGUCUAUUGAUUUUGCAAACUGCUCUUUGAGGUGUCGAAUUAACGAACGCUGAAGGUGGUAAGUUACGAUAUCGAGGAUAAAAAAUGAAAUUGGCUUCUGCGACGUUACGUUCGCGGUGGACAUAGAAAUCCCGAUAUAGAAAAUUUCCUCCACCAGGGGAGCAAAGAAUUACUGCGGGAAACCAUAGGGUCUCAGUAUGAUCGAACCAUCGAUCGAAAUCGCCUGACUUUUCGAUAACUAGUGAUGUCACUUAGGUUUAAUUGUUUCUGCCGAGCAUGGUCGUUUUGAAUCUAGAUGGAGUUCGUAACACAUUUACUGUUUCUGAAGUAUUGUGUUUGAAUUUAUUUCUAUCUUCUCCUGUAACUGAUUUGAUUUCUCUUUGACCAGGUUUCAUAGAUAUGCUUGAUUCUCUUAUUCUAGUUUCGGUUUGCUUGUGCUGAUGUGGUACUAGUAAUGAACGAAGAGUUGGAAAUACCCUCCCUGAAUAUCCUUCUGUAUAGUUCUUCUUUUAAAAAUCAGACGAUUCGAAACGCUAUUUUUAGGAGAGGCUUUUUGGGUUUUUCUCUUAGAACAUUAUUCAAUAAAUUUCUUUUAUGUAGCCUUAAUUUUAGAUUUCUUUUAAAUGGAAUCAAAGGAACUUUGGAGCCAUAAUGGUACGUCUUUACGUAGGAUUUGUGCACAGCCAGAUUGUUGGAUCGAUGUGUGUAUUUUGGUUUUCGUGAAGCUUCUCUCCAUUGCGUGAAUGUCGUUUUUUGAUGUUUAAUGAACUCUUAUUUCUGUUGGAGUUGUACUAAUUGAUGUAAUCUUUCUUAAAACAUAUGAAAACAGUUGCUGGCACAUCCACUCGUCCUCGCACAUUUAAGAAGGUAAACUUCCACAAUAGUUAGCGUAUCAUUGAUUAUCCUUUUCUAUUGAAGAAUGUGAGGUGUUAGUUGCAUUUUUCAUCGUUCUACCAGUUAUGCCGUAUGCUAAUGAGUUAUUUGGUGUUUAUUCUUUUUUGCAUGUGAUUCUGUAGUGAUGUAUGGUUGCCAAUACCGGCUGUAGGCUAUGAAUAUAGUUUAUUUUCUAAACUACAUCGCACCAUUAGAUGUCAGUCAUACUCCUUUCUGUGUUUAAGUAUUUACCGGAUUGCCAGUCUCCUUUGGUGACUAUCCUGGUUGGCAGUUCUCGCGAUUAGCGUCUUUGAUCAAUUGACAUGUGCUAGAGUUUCACUUUAGCCAAACCUUCUUUGCGGGAAAUUGUGUCAUUUUGUUCGCAUUGGGUCUAAGGAUUGGGGUUUAAGGUUCCAGGUGUCUGACAUAUUUCAUUUACUCAUUUGAGUGUGCCACAUUUGGGAAAGAUACGCACUCACUUUUGGAGCUGUGGAUUCCUUUUUGGUUUUUUUUUAUGAUGCUUUUUUUUCUUCGUCUUUUUCUAUGUGAUGAUCUAUUACCCAAACUAGAUGCUUCUCAAUGGUACCAAUGAGUAGAAAAAUGAUACAUCUAAUUUCACGAAGGUAAACGAAAACCCAAUUGUCGAUAAUACUGAUGGAAUUUAAAGGUGGUUCUGUUUUUCGAAUACUGAAAAUGUCAAUCCUCUUCACAGGUAGGACAAUGACCGUGUUACAAUUUUUUGUUUUUUUUAAGUUGUUCAGAUGCUCGAAAUCUUUUACACCAUUGUUAUGAAGUCUAUCUUAGUAAUUAGAUUUACUGUGCUUAGAUAUGCUUCAUUUAAGACUGAGAUUACUCUUAACACCAUUUCUCAGGAAAUGGUGGCCAUGCCACAGCUCUGUUUUUUUUCUUAAGUUGUUCAAAUUCUCAAAAUAUUUUGCUCCAUUGUUGUGAAGUCUAUUCUAGUAAUUAAAGAUACUUCAUUUAUUUGUGCUUUGUUUAUGUACUCUAUAUGUCACUGCCUUUUUUACUUCAUUUCUCAGGAAGAAGUUAAGGAUAAAGAGGAAGAGUCUCAAGAGGAAUCUGAAGAGGAAUCUGAAGAAGAAUCUGAAGGAGAAUCAGCGGUAAUUUAGCUAUCAUAUGUCCUUGUGGUUUUGAUGCAAUAUUUUUGUGCUUAGCGCUCUCUUGUAACAGAUGGCUGCGGAAAAUUUUAUUUUUGCAUUAUUUUAUUUUUUUAUCACCUCUGAAUUUUCACAGAAGAAGAAAGGCACCCAAGGAGUUAUUGAAAUUGAAAAUCCAAAUUUGGUGAAGCCAAAGACUCUAAAAGCCAAAGAUGCGGAUGUAAGUUGACUAGUUUCUUUCUGGAUAAUUAUCUGCUGAUGUAAGGCCAUUGCGACUGGAAUAAAAUAAUUAACGCAAUCACCUAUGAUAUAAAUCGAAUUUCUGGACAAGUAUUAGUUCCUGCUUUGGGCUGGAGUCCAAUUAUGCUUAGUUCACAAAAAAUUGAGAAGUAAAUUGUCAAUUUAUGCCGCAUAUGUAUUCGUACUGUUUUUAUACUGGAGUCAUUUAAAAAAAAAAAAUCUGCUUUUCUUUGCGGGGGGGCAGAACAAUGCCUCUGGCCCAUCCACCAGCAGCAUUCUUAAUUCUUCUUUUUUUCUUCUCUGGCUCUCCAUCGGGUUGACUUUAAUUAAUCUGUGUAGAUAAAAGAACGGAAGGUAGAAAUGAAGAAUGUGGCUAUCAUUCCAUUUUAGAUUUUAUCUAACUGGUUAUAAUCUCGCCUUUUUUUACCAUAGAAUGGUUUGUAGUUGGUGAACUUGUGAAAGCAACAAUGUUGUGGCCUCACCAUUGUAUAUCAAUCUGUUUAGGACUUCGGAAAUCUCAGGUUGAAGGUCUUUGUGACAUUGCCCAUCUGAGAAAAUGUUGUUGUUUAUGUUGACGAGCAUUUUCUAGAGAGUUGUGGAGGAACUGAGUUCCUUCACAGUGCUAGGUGGUCAGUAUUGACGUAUAUAAUAAUUGAAAUAUUUGCGUGCUUUGCUUGUUGGAAAUUUAAACUUGCCCUAGCAUUUAGCAUAUCUUGAGUUACCUUUGGUUGCCAGCCUAGUUGGUCCUUCUCACCUUGUAAUUACUACUGUAACUUUUCUGAUCCUGACAAUAUCGCAUAUGUUGGCCAUUUUCUUUGCUUUUUCACAUGGAAUUUUCAUAUAAAUUUCAUAAGCUAAUAUCACUCUAAUAUUGCAGCUGGAGAAAACUACUGAACUCUCUAGGCGUGAAAGGUUGGUGACGUUUAAUCUUUCAUCGGGAUGUUGCUUUGAUAAUGCGUCAUGUCCAUAUUUCCUGCGUAACUUGACCUGUCAUUGUUACCGUUGCUUUGCAUUUUCUUCUUUCUGUUGUCAUGGUCGUUGUGAUCAUGUCUCACACCUUCCCAACUGAUCGGUUAAGAGUUCAUGCAUAAAAUAGUGAGCCGUUUAUGCACCAUGCUGAUGGAUAUUAUCUAACUAGAUUUCAUACUGUUAUUGGCCUUAAGUGUUGUUGGUUUGUAGGUGUUUAUAUAUAAACGCAAGCUAAGACCUGGGCUGUGUACUUUAGAGUCCCGUACUCUUUUUAUAGAACAAAUUAAAUGUCAUUAAGGUUUAGUAGCUGAUCUUUUAAAAUUUGACUUUGAAACACAGAUGGAUGACGAGUGACUCAAAGUGGUCAGCCUUCUCUUUGACUACAAACUCAGCAUUUUUUUGUUUGAUAACUAAAUGUUCUUCGAAAAUAUCACAUGGCAGUGACGUAGACUUUUAGUCCUCCGAUAGGACGCUGCUAGGCUGCUACCUAGGUAGAUUAUAGGAUGAGCUGUUGUCUCAUUUGAUAAUUCCCCAUUUGUUUAUCCUCAAGAUACCUAAGUAUCUUGACUACUCAGGAACUGAUGUUAUGGCCAGUCAUUUCUUUUUAAAUAGUGGUUCCAAACGUAAGAGUUAAAUGCUUCUGUCUCGUUAGCAUUUUCACUAAAAUGAAAGUCUUGCUUGGUAAAUGAUUAUGGAAAUUGGACGAAGAUCAUUCAUUAUUUGGCAAAAAGUGUGAGAAUUGCGAAUUACGAGAGUUGUAAUUGAUUAUGUUUACUGCCAUGUAAUCUGUUUUUGGCCAUUUGGUAGGUGACAGAUGUCACAUAACCGACGUAUUUGAGGAUGCAUGUAGACUUAAGUAAACCAUUGCUCUGGACAAAUAUUGGAAAAUUUGGAUGACAACUGGUGAUUGACAAAGUUUUGAAAAAAGUAGUGCGAGUUAAGUUGCCUAUUUGCCUAUGAAACUAAUUUCAAGUUAAUUCCUAUUGUGUGAUGUGGCAUUCAAUUAUGGGGAUGAUUUUUUUACGUCGCUAAACUGGGGUAGGAUGGAAUACUUUAUUAUUUAGUAGUUACUUGUGAUAUUAUUCAAAAUGAUUUUGUUUCUUGCGAUUAAUACUGUUAUUUUAACUCUUCUCAGGGAGGAACUAGAGAAACAAAGAGCUCAUGAACGAUAUAUGAGGUUGCAGGAACAAGGAAAAACUGAACAAGCAAAGAAAGAUUUGGGUGAGACGUUAAAUAUAUAAAUAGAUGUAUAUUGUAAAUUCCCUAGUCUAGGUGUGUUCUAUUAUUCUUUUCAGCGGAAGCACUGCCUUGCUCAUUCUCCGUAGUAGCCAAUUCUAUUUCCAUAUUUGAAACUGCUCAUGUUGUUUGUGAAUACCCAUUUGUGGUUGUGAGGUUGUCUAUCAUUCAAUAAAGUCGGAAACCGUAAGUUAUUUGUCCACACAGAAUACAUCUAGGACGUUUGCUGGAUCAACCAGCACAUCUAUGGUCUGGUGAGGAGGUUUGGUGACAGUGUGGUUCACUUAAUAGUUAUGGUCCUUAAUUCUGUAUCGAAUAAGGAUAUAAUGUGCAAUUUAUUUGAGGAAUAUUGUGGGGCUAGACCACAACGGCAUUGUAGGCUAGCUCCCCUUCCCUCUCUAUGACUCGGUUUCCUUCCCCCCUGAUAAGUGCGUGAUUUUGUAGAGUAUGUUGAUUGAAAACAAUGUUCUAGAACAGAUAUGUCCACAUUUGCACUAACCUUUUCUGUUGUUCUUUUCUCCCAUACCUUUGUAUCUCGGGAGUGGGUAAUAAAGGUGAAAAGGUCAAAAAAUACCAUUAUUCUAAAAUUAUCUGUAAUUUAGUUAGUUAAUAUAUAAAAAAAUAUUUUUGUGAGGUCAUCGAUUUCCUUUUCCUGUGAGUCGAUUCGGUCAUCCUGAACCAGAAGUGCUCAACACCCAAGGGUUCCGCUGCAAUUCACAAUCCCUCUAGACACUGUCUCUCCCUCUCUCUCUCUCUCUCUCUCUCUACACACACAUUCCUCCACCAUGAUAGGCGGAUUCUUGAUGUGAAAUUGGAUAACAUUGAGACUCCUAAAUUCCAUCACCAGGAUUUGACCGACGAGUUGUGAUUAAUGUGAAUAACCUUGAUGUGAUCUUUAUAAAGCCAUAGUCAUAUAUUGUCCCAUUAAGAGGAAGAAAACGAAGUCUGAACAUCAUCGCUUAACUGUGUCUUAUCACAUUUUGGAGAACUUUGACAUGAAAAUAGAAACCAAUAACGUUAAAAGUAAACUGUCCAGGUUAGGAUCAACAUUCAUGGAAACAGAUUCAUAUAUAGAUCCUUUUUUCUCAUAGAACUUUGUUUUAUUUUAGACUUAAUUAUCAGGCCAAUCCUUCUCGUUCAUAGAACCUAUGUUCAAAGUGCCUUGAAAGUCGGCGAUCUCUUUUACAUUGAGCUCGACAGAUGUUGGAAGCGUGAUUUUUACAGCUUUGUAUAGUAAUGCAAUAUUUUAAACCCGCCUGGGUAUUUUAUCAAUCUGGAUUGAGAUUGAGGGAACCUCGGACCAGUCUGUGAUGUGCUUAUUGAAAUGAUUUUUUGGAUGGAUCUUAUAAUAAUCUCGUCCGAUUAUCAGUUCUGUAAACAUUCUUUAGCAGCUUAUAGAGGCUGGAGGUUUUAUUCUCGUGGAAUAAUCUUCCCAUGGAAAUGCAUAAUCCGUGUAGAAAUGGCUAAUUAUUACGUUGGUCCCUUCGAUCUCCUAUCUAUCAUCGAUCAUUUCAUUGAUUUUUUCUUUUCUUCUAACCCACAGAGCGCUUACAAUUGAUACGGCAGCAAAGAGCUGAAGCUGCGAAGAAAAGAGAAGAGGAAAAAACCGGUACGUUGCAUCUUUUAAUUGGCUAUUUAUUCCCCUUGAUCACCAGCAUAUUGGUUGGAAGUAGGGAAUUGGUUCCAUCGUGUGAAUGGGCAUCAGUGGGUCGGGCCAGGGCAGGGCCGGCGCAUAAGUUCGGCGAGGGAUCUUGGCCGCCACGAGGGUGAUCGCAGGGCGGCCAUGUUGGAAAUAAUAUGGGCUCCGGGCUUGGGACUAGGCCGGGGCGGGCUUUUUCUCACCGGGCUUGGCUUCUGGUCAUUGACUCUCCUAAUCUGAGUGGUUAAUUUAUCUUCCUCCCCACUUUAAUCAGCAAGAGAACAAAAGAAGGCCGAAGCCCGCAAAUGA